Tyto alba (common barn owl) is the source of this 2659-nucleotide messenger RNA. It is a transcript of the gene CCDC181, whose product is annotated as coiled-coil domain containing 181. Gene Ontology annotation, molecular function: microtubule binding. The record is from RefSeq and is a predicted model, not a curated record. The transcript is spliced from 6 exons. Lineage: Eukaryota; Metazoa; Chordata; Aves; Strigiformes; Tytonidae. The coding region runs from base 391 to 1971 and encodes 526 amino acids.
AAAGGAAGGUAGCUCGUACAGGUAUAGCAUUAUCCCUUAAAGUGGAUUGAAGUGUUUCACGUCCCUGGUGCUGGUGAGAAGUGCUGCAACAAGAACCCUCAGGCCGCUCUCGCCUGCAAGAGAAGCAGGUCCACGUGAACUGUGACAAUCCUCCUCGCUCCUCCCAUCGCAUCCUGCCACACCACGUACAGCUAAGAGAUCUGAAAAGGGACACCCAGCUGCUGCCAAGGAGCUGAAUUCCGGUGUUACCAAUACGGCACACAGUGCGGUUUGAUGGAGAUGAGAUAAAUAUUACACACGGCUGGGGCGUCUGCCUGGGAUGCUGUGGCUGUUUCUUUGUUCCAGUCGAUGCUGGGGGCUGCUGGAGUAUUACUCUAAUACGUCACCAAAAUGAGUGAAAAGGAAAACCAAGGAGAUCCAGCGGAUAUGGGUGAUUUAACAGAAAGUGGAGAAUAUGAGGAUGAUUUUGAAAAAGACCUCGACUGGCUAAUUAAUGAAGAAGAAAAAGAAAACCUUGGUGAAAUAGAGAAUCCUGAAAAAAAUGAAGAGAAUAUUGAAGCACAAAUUGUUAAAGUUGUGGACAACUUUGAGGAAGACAAUGAGGAAAUGGAAGAAAAUCCAAAUCAGCUUUCAGAGGCAGAUGUAGAUGUGAAAGCGAGACCCUCCAAUGAAGAAAAUUUGGAAUCCAGUUCUGAUAUUAAACAGGGGGACCGUGUAUCUGAUACUGAUAGUGAAAGCUCUCUCCAAGAAUCCAAGCUGGAAAAGCAGCAGGAACUGGAUGAGGAAGAAGAUGAAGAAAUAAAGCGUUACAUCUUGGAAAAGAUUGAGGAGGCCAACAAACUGCUAGAGAAUCAGGCUCCUGUGGAUCAGAACAGAGAACGGAAAUUAAAAUUUAAGGAUAAGUUGGUGGAUCUUGAAGUUCCUCCUUUAGAAGAUGCUGAAAUUUGCAAAACUGACCUUGCAAGAGGAGAUGAUGUUUCAAAUAGGCUAUCUCGGUUGCAUAUUUCUAAUGAAAUGGGACAGGAAAGCACAUCACUUUCACCACGUGCUGGCAAGGAUGAGGAAAAGAAGGAUGGUAAAAUCCUAGUGGAAAAAGAUGGGAAGUUUGAACUCCUAAGUUUAUGUGAUAUUGAAAGCCAGGGCUUUUUGCCCCCAAUAAGCGUUUCUUUUACUGAUAUUGAAACUCAACAGAUGUCUCCAAAAUCCUCACACUACGGUCCUUUUGGCACUGUCUCUCGAAUGAAAGAAGUACCACCAGUAAGACCAGGAGCACAUUCUUUUUCUCCUGGUGGAGAAGAGCGUGUGUAUUUCCCUAAGCCUCCAUCUAACCCUAAGCGUCGUCCAAAUUCCGCUAUCAGUGCUGCAAGAGGUCUGGGAAAACGGAAGACUCCGCAGAGGGCGCAGUCUGCAAAUGUGCCUGUGAGAAGCUCUACUUACUGUCUUUCUCCCAGACAAAAAGAAUUGCGGAAGCAGUUGGAGCAAAGGAAGGAAAAACUGAGGAAAGAGGAAGAAGAGAGGAAAAGGGAACAAGAAGAGCAGAAGAGAAGAGAGAAUGAGAUGGUUUUUAAAGCUUGGUUACAGAAAAAGAAAGAACAAGUGCAAGAAGAAAAGCGAAUUCGUCGUGCAAAGGAGCUGGAAGACUUGAACAGCAAAGAGAGAAGCAGGAAUCCAGAAGAAGCCUUCAAGUUAUGGCUUAAAAAAAAGCACCAAGAACACAUGAAAGAAAAACAGAUAGAAAUUUUGAGACGCCAAGCUGAGGGAAUUGCCUUUUUUCCAAGAACCGAGGAAUGCAACAGAGCCUUUAAAGAAUGGCUAAAAAGAAAGAGAGAAGAAAAACGAGCGGAAGAACUAGCUGCUAAAGAGAGAGCAAGGCAGUUCAGAUUAGAAGCCCGAAGAGCAAAACAGAUGCAGAACAUCCACUGUAUUAGCUCAGAGACAAAAUCCUUCCGCUUCACAGACCAUUACAGUUGAAAGUUUGAUGUAACCAGUUAUUGGUGGCAACCCUCAUAACUUCUAUGGCUUGAGCUUUUGCUCUUUACAGCCACAAACUUUUUUGUGGUGUUUUUAAAGCUUUCAAGCAAGUUUAACGAUCACUUUCUCUGACAAUGAUUUUACUAUCUAUUUAUUUGUAAUUUUGUUGAAAAGCCUGCUUUUAUGUAUAACUCAGGGAUCUUCUUGGUUUGACCAAAUCUAAAUGAGUGUGAGAUCUAUAUAUGAGGGUGGCAAAUACACAUUCCUGUCUUUAAGAGGCACUUUAUACUCAACACCACCAUGAAUUCCUGGAUGCAGGCUAUUAUGAAAAAUGUUGAAUUUUUGCUGGAUUAAUAUUGCUGUUUGCUGCUGCUUGUGAUGAAUACUGUACAAGGUGUCAUGUUGUUGGAAAAUGCUGUUUCUUGUACCACUUUGUAUUGAUCUGUUGACCAGCUGUUAGUUCAGGCUAGGCUGGAAGACUAUUUUAUUUUAGUCAUUGAAGGUUAACAGGUAUGUGAAUGUGCAACAGGUUUUGAAACUUAUUUCUGUGAGUCAUAUUCAGUAGUUUUCUAUUCCAUGACAUUAAAAGGUGGUGUGAAUUAUGACUUUUACCAGUAUCAAGGAAGCUGGAUUCUUUGUAUACGUGUUCAUGUUUGCUAAAUUAAUUAUAAUAAACUACAUUACCCUA